This is a messenger RNA of Chlorella variabilis, 1002 nucleotides long. RefSeq lists its product as hypothetical. NCBI's taxonomy places the organism in Eukaryota, Viridiplantae, Chlorophyta, Trebouxiophyceae, Chlorellales, Chlorellaceae. The coding region runs from base 1 to 1002 and encodes 333 amino acids. The record is from RefSeq and is a predicted model, not a curated record. Gene Ontology annotation, biological process: tRNA 3'-terminal CCA addition. The transcript has 7 exons. Gene Ontology annotation, molecular function: ATP:3'-cytidine-cytidine-tRNA adenylyltransferase activity.
AUGGAGCGGCCACAUGUUGCCGCCGCGGCAUGCGCGCUGUGCCCUGGCGGCGGUGGCACGAGCGUGCGCGAGGCGCUGGCACACAAGGUCAGCCGGGAGCGCAUCGGCGCGGAGCUGGAGGGCAUGAUCCACGGCCCCGACCCCGUGAUGGCGCUGCGCCUGCUGCACCGCCUCCGCAUCUUUGCCGCCGUCUUUGCCCUGCCGCCGGCCGCGGUGGGCGGGCUGGGCGAGGCCGCCUUUGGCGCCGCCGCCACCGCGCUGGCGGCGGCGGCGUACGACGAGAUGGCGGCCUGGGGCCACCCGGAGGCGGCCUUUGAUCGGGACGCGCGACGCCGCUGCCUGCUGGCCGCCGUGCUGCUGCCCGUCGCCGACCUGCAAGUUCCUGCGGCCAAGGGCAAGGCCACGAGCGCCGCGGCCCACGUGGUGCGGGAGGCCCUCAAGUGGAAGGCCAAAGACGCAGAGGCGGUGGACGCGCUGCACGCGGCGGCGCCGCAGCUGGCGGCGAUCUACCGGCAGCUGCAGGGCCAGCCCGACGGCGUGCCAGCGCCCGAGGAGCUGCGGAUGCGGCUGGGCCGGGUCAUCCGCUCCCUCAAGCAGCUCUGGCCCGCGGGCUGCGUGACGGCGGCCCUCCUGCACAGCAGCCGCGGCAUGGGCCUGGACGGAGAGGCGGCGCCGCUGUCGCCGGGCGAGGCGGCGGCGGCGGCGGCGGAGCCGUCGGACGGAGAGCCGGAUGCGGCGGGCACGCAGCGCAGGCUGGACUUCUGCGAGGUGCUGCUGGAUGCCGCCACGGCCUACGGCGUGGCCGGCUGCUGGCAGUGGAAGCCGCUGCUGGACGGAAAGCAGGUGAUGGCGGCGAUGGGCAUGACAGCCGGCGGCCCGCAGCUGGGCAGGCUGCUGGCGGCAGCGGUGGACUGGCAGCUGGCGCACCCCGCCGGCACGGCCGACGAGUGCCGGGAGUGGCUGCGGCGGGAGCACGGUGGCGGCGUGGGCGGGCUGGGGUAG